AAUUGCGCGCUUUGUUGCUAUUGGUUAUGACUUUCAGCCAAUCAGAGAUCGAGUUUACGACAAAUGGCCGAAAAUUGCGUAAAAAUGAAAAAUCGUAAACAAAUCGGAAAAACACGAAAAUUGGUCCGAUUUUCGGGUCCUCGAAGAGCGGCCACUCUUGAGAGGGACAUUGUUUUGACACAAGUCGUUGAAAGAGUGCGUUCGGGACAAGAAUUGUGGCGUCGAUUGUGCGGUGAUUCGGACGACGACCAAAAUGAUUUCCACGAUUUUGAUGGUUUCGACGCUUUCGACUGUUCGCCGAAAGAGUCGACGUCCGGGACGACGACACACACGACUGACGACGUCCGAGACGACGCUCAACACGACGUUCGGGACGACACACGUGACGAUGCGCCGCAUUUGGACACGAAUCACAUUCAACGACUUCUUCGCAAUCGUUGGGAACAAAGAAUCCGCCAAUUGGUGGCUGAAAAGCAAAAGCCCGAACUGAAGAGUCCAAUUCUGCGUAAAGCGCGUCUUCAGGUUAAUCCACAAACCAUUGCUCGCAUUCGAAGCCGAAUGACAGCCGAGAGUUCUGUCAAUCGAACGAAUCCAAGACCGACUCUGGCCAAAUCGGGUCAACCCGGUGUCAUCACGUGCGCGAUCUGCACUCAAACCAAAUUCUACGCUCACGUGCAGAGACGUUAUGGCGUCUUUUCGUGCGAACCUUGUUCCAAAUUCUUCGCGCGAUUUCUUCGUCAACCGAAACAGUUUUUCUGUUCGCAAAACGGCGAUUGUUUGCUUGAGGAGUCGUCGUCCAAGCGAUGUAAGGGCUGUUGGUUGAGUCAAUGCUUCCAAAAGUUUAAAGUCGAACAAAGCGUUCGUCAAAGCGUUUGUUCGGAAUUCGCGCCAAAACUCGUUUCUCCGCCAAACGUCGCGCUCAUCACUGUCGACACUCAAAGCACUCAAAGCUCUGAAACCAUUCAAAACAACAAAACCAAUGAUAACCACCUCUUAAUGGUCGCCCGACCCCAACGCCCGUCCGGACCUCGCGUCAAGCGUGUCUGUCGUUCGGCCGGAACUGCUUCCGGUCUUCGGCGCGCGACUUUCGCCGAAUCAGACGAUCAAACGGUUGACGUCUUUCUCUUUUCAACGCAUGCGCUCUCUUCGCAAGAAUGCGAUGGAUGUCGUUCUGAAGACUGCGUUAAAGACAACAAAAAGUUAUCAUCGGUUCCAAAGUCUUCGGGAAGACGUUUUCGACCAAACAAUUCGAAUCAAAGAUUUCCGCUUUCAGUCUCUUAAGUGCCUAAAAACGCGUUCUUUAUGUAAAUAAACGUUAUUUAUUGCAAAUGUCUUUCGCAAACC
Molecule: messenger RNA, 1344 nt
Organism: Oppia nitens
Lineage: Eukaryota; Metazoa; Arthropoda; Arachnida; Sarcoptiformes; Oppiidae
Exons: 6
Coding region: 64-1281 (405 amino acids)
Biological process (GO): regulation of DNA-templated transcription
Molecular function (GO): DNA-binding transcription factor activity; sequence-specific DNA binding; zinc ion binding
Source: RefSeq, a predicted model, not a curated record